CUAGCUGUGCAAUUGUCAGUUACUCCAUCUUUCAUUUCUUCUUCUUCUCCAAACUUACUACAGUCGGAAAACACUUUCUCUCUCUUCCAUUUUUUUUUCCCAUUUUCUCUCUUCUCUCUGCCGUGAACAUGGCUCCAAAGAGGCGUAGAAGUGAAGUUGAGAGUCUCGCUGAAGUAGAAAUUGCACCCACUGCCGAAGUUGCGCCGCUGAGAAGGGUAACUCGGAGCUUGACUCUUCCAAGAUCAUCGCCGCGACAUUCACCCAUGAAGUCAGGCAGGAAGGCUAAAGCGACACCGGAAGUAUCCAACAAGAGAGGCAAGAAGGCUAAAACGGCACCGAAAGCGACACCGAAAGAACCCAAAGUGGAGGUAGUGGACGCUGCUUCUGAGAAAGAGGUGAGUGACGAUGAACCGCCCAAGAAGAAAGGCAGGAAGGCCAAAACGACACCGAAAGUAUCCAAAACGACAACUGAAGAAAAGGAGGAGGACGCUGCUUCUAAGAAAGAGGCGAGUGACGAUGAACCACCCAAGAAGAAAGGCAGGAAGGCCAAAGCUACACCUGAAGUGCCCAAGACUACAGCUGAGGAGGAGGAUGACGAGGACCCCGCUUCUGAUGGUUCUUCCGCCUUCGAGGAUGCUACUUCUGAGAAAGGGACGGGUGACGACGACGAUGAAGACGCCGCCGACGACGAUGAAGACGCCGCCGACGACGAUGAAGACGCCGCCGACGACGAAGAUGCUGCUGGUUCUUCUUCUAAGACUACUACUGUCGUCAUUGAACACUGUAAGCAAUGCAGUUCAAUCACAAAUAAGGCUAAAGAAGUGCAGGCAGGCUUAGAGGAAGGUGUUCCUGGUAUCAAUGUGCUGAUUAACCCUGUGAAGCCAAGAAGAGGAUGUUUUGAGAUACGGAUGGAAGGUGAGGAUGGGGAGACGUUCAUUAGUCUUCUGGAUAUGAAGAGGCCAUUUAAAGCACUGAAAGAUCUCGACUUGGAGGAAGUCAUUGCAGAUAUCAUCAAGAAGGUUCAGGACAAUAACUCUAACGAGGAUUGAUGUCAAUCUGUGCCGUGUUAAGCUUAGAGGAGCGUUCAUUCUUUUGUGGUGUCUUAGAACACAUGCUAAUUUGUCUGAGAACACAUGAAAAACAUAUUUUGGUUAGACUAGACUAAAGUAGGUGUGGUGUAUGUUAUAACCUUAGAAACUAGUAGUACUUGUUAUUCCCAAUUGAUGUGGCAGGGUUAGUACGUUUAGUGAGCUUACCAUCUCAGCUCCAAACUGUACACAGGUGGUGCUAGUGUGUGAUUACUGAUUAGUCAGUCAGUCUCUCUGAUCAGAGUUGAACUUAGGGAAAUAUCUGAUGAUUCCAAUCAUAACAUUUCUGCAUUGGAAGCUAAUGUAGCUAGCUAAUUUUUGUCUA
Messenger RNA from Spinacia oleracea (spinach), 1413 nucleotides. RefSeq lists its product as uncharacterized. Gene Ontology annotation, cellular component: Golgi apparatus. The record is from RefSeq and is a predicted model, not a curated record. Bases 129 to 1049 code for a protein of 306 amino acids. Lineage: Eukaryota; Viridiplantae; Streptophyta; Magnoliopsida; Caryophyllales; Amaranthaceae. The transcript has 4 exons.